Molecule: messenger RNA, 2805 nt
Organism: Punica granatum (pomegranate)
Lineage: Eukaryota; Viridiplantae; Streptophyta; Magnoliopsida; Myrtales; Lythraceae
Source: RefSeq, a predicted model, not a curated record
CACUCAAAACGCCCGCGCGUCAGCCACGCUCUUCCCCUUAUUAUCUUCUCCUGCAAAUGAUUCAAUAAUCUUCUUCUCUCUUCCUCCAUUGAUGAGCUUCAGAUGAACUCAUCACCUCUCCCUCCUCCUUCCUACUCUACCCCAGCCCCUUCUUCUGUCCCCCACACCCUUUCUUCCCUCUCCUGGUCCUGUCCUCCCCACUCUGCCGCCGUAUCCGCCCCUGCAAAGCUCCUGAAGGCUCAAUCCCCCUCGUCCUUGAGGGUUCAGGCCACCCCCCACCGCGUUAGCUCCCCUGAGCUCACUGUCGGUUUCACUACCUCCGCCCCCUCCGCCGCGCAGCAAGACCACAAGCUCCUCACCCUCCUUCGCCAGCGGAAAACCCAGGAGGCUUGGGCCCUCUACUCCCAGUCCCCCCACGUCCCCAGCCCCACCUGCCUCAGCCGCCUCGUCUCCCAGCUCUCCUACCUCAACUCCCCCGACGCCCUCUCCCGCGCCCAGUCCAUUCUCACCCGCCUCCGCCAUGAGGGCCAGCUCCACCGCCUCGACUCCAACUCCCUCGGCCUCCUCGCCUCCGCUGCCGCCAGCCAGGGCCAGGCCCUAUACGCUGCCUCCGUCAUCCGCUCCAUGCUGCGCUCCGGUUACCUCCCCCACGUCAAGGCGUGGAGUGCCGUCGUGACUCGCCUCACCACCUCCUCCGGCGAGGGCGCCGGCCCAGCUGCUGCCCUUGCCUUGUUCGACUCCAUCAUGCGGCGGGUCAGCCGCUUUCUCCCUGACAGGGCAGCUGAUUCGCGGCCGGACACAGCCGCUUAUAAUGCCGCCCUCAACGCCUGUGCCAUUCUCGGUGACACGCAGAGAUUCCUCCGACUGUUCGAAGAAAUGCCCAAGUUCGGGGCCGAACCUGAUGUGUUGACGUAUAAUGUCAUGAUAAAGCUCUGUGCUCGGGCCGAUAGGAAAGACCUGCUGGUUUAUGUUUUAGAGAUGAUUUUACUGAAGGGGAUCGACUUGUGUAUGACUACACUGCACUCUCUUGUAGCGGCCUAUGUCGGUUUUGGAGACUUGGAGGCUGCGGAGUCAAUUGUGCAGGCAAUGAGAGAAGGAAGGACGGAUAUCUGCAAGGUUUUAAGAGAUUCUAACGCCGAAGAUUUGAGUGUGGAGGAGGAGGGCGAGGGAGUGGAAGAUGAGGUGGUUUCAAGGGAAGGGGAGGAUGGCGUUUUUGAGAAAUUGCUCCCUAACUCGGUCGACCCGAAUAGGCAUGAUCCACCUUUGCUGCGUAAAUCGUAUGGUCCCAACUCGAGGAUCUACACUACGCUCAUGAAAGGCUACAUGAAGGCUGGGAGAGUAUCGAGCACAGUUAGAAUGCUCGAGGCAAUGAGGCACCAAGAAGAUAGCUCAAGCCAUCCAGACCACGUUUCGUACACCACCGUGAUUUCUGCCUUCGUGAAGACAGGGGCCAUGGACCGGGCCCGUGAGGUUUUGGUUGAAAUGCUGAGGAUUGGAGUGCCUGCAAAUGGGAUCACUUAUAACAUUCUCCUGAAGGGGUACUGCCUUCAGCUGCAGAUGGACAAGGCCAAGGAGUUGCUCAAGGAAAUGUCAGAUCGGGCUGGAGUAGAGCCUGAUGUUGUGUCGUACAACACUUUAAUUGACGGGUGCAUAUUGGUCGACGAUAGUGCAGGGGCGCUUUCAUAUUUCAAUGAGAUGCGGUCAAGGAAGAUUGGCCCGACCAAGGUCAGUUACACGACCCUGAUGAAGGCAUUUGCAUUCUCCGGCCAGCCCAAGUUAGCGCACAAUGUGUUCGAUGAGAUGGCCCAGGACCCGAGAGUGGAAGUAGAUCAGGUCGCGUGGAACAUGUUGGUGGAAGGGUAUUGCAGGCUCGGGCUAGUCGAUGAGGCAAAGAAACUUAUCCAGAGGAUGAAAGAGACUGGGCUUUACCCAGAUGUUGCCACUUAUGGAAGCCUUGCGAAUGGAAUUGCCUUGGCUAGGAAACCGGGAGAGGCGCUUCUGCUGUGGAAUGAGGUCAAGGAGAGGUGCGAAUUGAACCUACAGAAGGACGUGAAGGAGUCUGAUUCUUCCUCUUCGUUGCCGCCGCUGAAGCCUGAUGAAGGGUUGCUGGAUACGCUGGCAGAUAUCUGUGUGAGGGCGGCUUUCUUUAGGAAGGCCCUGGAGAUCGUGUCCUGCAUGGAAGAUAACGGGAUACCGCCGAAUAAGACCAAGUACAAACGGAUAUAUGUGGAGAUGCAUUCGAGGAUGUUUACAAGCAAGCAUGCCUCGCACGCUAGGCAGGCGAGGAGGGUCGAGAGGAAGAGGGCUGCUGAGGCCUUUAAAUUCUGGGUGGGUCUGCCCAACUCUUACUAUGCCAGUGAGUGGCAUUUGGGUGAUGGUGAUUAAGAUUCCGAUUCGAUCCAAAACCUCUGCCUGUUAGAUGUUAGGCUCCAUUUGGUUCUGAAACCCCUGCUAGUAUCUACUUCUCUAUCUCGCCUGAGGUUCAGUGGUGAUGACCGCAAGUCGGGUUGAUGAAGGAAGACAGGCGAGGUUGGAAGGCCAUGGCUGGGAUAUAGAUGUUGCAAGUUCCUAUACAGCGGAGCUUAAGAUACAUAGCAAUGGUUCAUAAUUUGAUGUUUCAAGGGAUUUGUCGAGGUCCCUUACACAGGCUCUAGUUCAUAAAAGCAUAGAAGGAUUUUUCUUGGCAGUGUAGGUGCGUGUAUAUGUCAUGUACUCGACAACAAAAACUUCGAAAAGUACUGAAAAUGUUACUAAUGAUCCUAAUAUCAGCUAUGAUCAAUUCACGGGUCCAAUAAUCUUUGCGCA